AUGUCUGGAAAGGGCGCACGGGAGAAUGUCUUCCCGACGCGGAUGAACCUGACUGUCACCAAGACGCGACUGAAGGGCGCCCAGACUGGACACAGCUUGCUGAAGAAGAAGGCAGAUGCGUUGGGCAAGCGAUUCCGCGCCAUCCUCGCCAAGAUCUCCGAAGCCAAGCUCAAGAUGGGCCGAGUAAUGCAACUCGCCGCCUUCUCGCUCGCCGAAGUGACCUACGCGACAGGCGACAUCGGGUACAUGAUCCAGGAGUCGGUCACCGAGGCGAGUUUCCGUGUCCAGGCCAAGCAGGAGAACGUCUCGGGGACGAUCUUGCCGGCGUUUGAAAUGGUGCGGUCGGGUGGUGGAGAGGGUGGAAGUGCACAAGGACAGAACGGAGGUUUCGGCUUGACUGGUCUCGGACGAGGAGGACAGCAAAUCCAGCGCUGUCGCGAGACCUUCUCCAAAGCAGUCGAGACGCUCGUCGAGCUCGCUUCCCUCCAGACCGCCUUUGUCAUCCUCGACGACGUUAUCAAGAUGACGAACCGGCGUGUAAACGCUCUCGAGCACGUCAUGAUCCCUCGCCUCGAGAACACCAUCUCGUACAUCAACUCGGAGCUCGACGAGAUGGACCGCGAAGAGUUCUUCCGCCUGAAAAAGAUCCAGUCGAAGAAGAAGCGCGAUAAUGCGGUCAAGGAGGAGGCGGAGACGGCUGCGCGGGUCGAGCGCGAGGCGAGAGAGGAUGCGGAGGCAUCGCAGACGGGGUAUGGAGCCGGAGCGGGCGCGGGAAAUACGAAUGCCGGGACGUCGGGCGAGAAGAAUUUGUUGGCCGACAAGGACGAGGAUGUCAUCUUCUGA
This is a messenger RNA of Rhodotorula toruloides NP11, 843 nucleotides long. RefSeq names its product V-type H+-transporting ATPase subunit D. Gene Ontology annotation, cellular component: fungal-type vacuole membrane; vacuolar proton-transporting V-type ATPase complex. Bases 1 to 843 code for a protein of 280 amino acids. The record is from RefSeq and is a predicted model, not a curated record. Gene Ontology annotation, biological process: vacuolar acidification. The transcript is spliced from 7 exons. Gene Ontology annotation, molecular function: proton-transporting ATPase activity, rotational mechanism. Lineage: Eukaryota; Fungi; Basidiomycota; Microbotryomycetes; Sporidiobolales; Sporidiobolaceae.